This is a messenger RNA of Daldinia loculata, 1492 nucleotides long. Its product is annotated as glycoside hydrolase family 16 protein. NCBI's taxonomy places the organism in Eukaryota, Fungi, Ascomycota, Sordariomycetes, Xylariales, Hypoxylaceae. The record is from RefSeq and is a predicted model, not a curated record. Gene Ontology annotation, molecular function: hydrolase activity, hydrolyzing O-glycosyl compounds. The coding region runs from base 466 to 1215 and encodes 249 amino acids. Gene Ontology annotation, biological process: glucan catabolic process. The transcript is spliced from 3 exons.
CCGAUCGAUCAGGGGCUUCGGCAUAAUAACCGUAUUAAGAUAGUUAGACCUUAAUACAAGCAUUAACACGAGACAUGAUCCCGUUGUUGUAUUGGCGCUUUUCGCUCUCCUUCUAUUUUCGUGUUGACAUCUACUGACAUCGUCCAUAACCCGACCUAUUAGACAAUUUCCAGUCGAGGAUUCAUCCGGAUAAAUAUCGACCGCGGUGGCUAUACUACAUACCUACCCCAGACGGGUGCUAUAUGUACGGGACGAGGGCGUAUAUUGCAACUCAACUAAUUAAUAUUUCCACCAUUAGCAUUGCUCCCCUACCAUUAUGAUCCAGUUUAAUCUUAAGCCUGCCGUUGAGUCUAGACCAGAGCAGAGGAGUAUUUAUUCGACGACCUCGCUCAUAAUCCGGGCGAGCUCUUAAGUUGCCUUCUCACGCUCGCUCAUAAGGAAAUCACCGUCUGCUUGCUCGCCACCAUGCAUUUACUCGGAGCAUACUCGCUGCUCCUAGCAGCUGCGUCCUGCGCCGAGGCAGUCCGGACUAUAAUCCCCAAAACGAGCUUCGACUCGCAGUCCAACUUCGACGCGGACUGGGCGUACAACUACCCGUGGGGAACCGACCACAACGGCGGCGCGCGCAUGGACAAGAGCCAAGUCCAGUUCUCGAACGGCAUGGUGACUCUGACCGCGAAAAAGGUCACCGGCCAAAAGGACGCCACGCACGGCGGCCAGCAGAUCAAGAUCAACUACCUGUCCGGCGCCGUCAGCGCCAAGGAGCACUUCAACGUGUCGCGGGGCGGCGGGUACGACUUCUCGGGCGAGUUCAAGGCCACGACGACCAAGGGCACUUGGCCCGCGUUCUGGCUGACGGCGGUGGAGGGCUGGCCGCCCGAGAUCGACAUGGCGGAGUGGAAGGGGUCGGGCAAGAUCUCGUUCAACACGUUUAACACGUCGUCCGUGCUCUCCUGGAAGGACGUGAACUACGCCAGCCCAGACCAGUUCCACUCCAUCAAGUGCGAAGUCCGCGAUAUCAACCAGCGGGAUGUCUCUGUCAAGUUCUACAUGGACGGCUCGCUUGUCACGACGCAGGUCGGAGGGAACUUCUUCGGCAAGCCGAUGUAUCUGAUUAUCAACUUGCAAAUGGAGGGUUCAUCCGGAUCUCCAGGCCCUAGCAGCGACACUCUGUAUCAGGUGCGAAACCUAGAGGUGUUGAGCUAUAAUCCGUAGUACGGGGUGUAACAGCAAAGAGCAGCAAGUUCUACGAGUUAGAUAAUAACUUGACCUAAUUUAGGCCUGGCCUGACUUAGCCUGGAUAGAUCUUUUUUAGGGAUAUUUAUUUAAGUUGAACGUUAAAUUUUCUAUUUGGUAUUUUAUACGAAUAUUUUUAGGGUAAUAUUAUUGGUUAUUGGUAAAGGUUUUGGGUGAAAUAUAUUAGGUGGCUGAUAUGGGUAAGUGUAGCUUUAUAAGAGUAUAUAGGCCAAGUUAACGAUACGGCGAGGUAAGC